GUUAUCUCGAGACGAAAUUUGUCAUUAGCGGUGCAGUGUUCUUUUACUCGUGACCACCAUCACCCAUUAUCCUGGGACUGCCUCCACGAAUUGAAAGAUGAAUGCAAGAGGCUCCAAUAGUGCUACGGCCUUGCGCCGACUGAUGACGGAGUACAAGCAGCUCACCUCGGGAGGCUCGCCAGAUGGCAUGUUCACGGCCGGUCCCAUAUCUGAAUCAGAUUUCUUUACUUGGGAGGCUCUCAUCGUGGGCCCGAAGGAGACGCCUUUUGAAGGAGGAGUAUUUUCUGCGAAACUGACGUUUCCAACCGACUACCCCUUAUCCCCUUUCAAAAUGAAAUUCGAACCUCCCUUGUUCCACCCUAAUAUCUAUCCAGAUGGGAACGUGUGCAUCUCGAUCCUGCAUACCCCCGGCGAUGACCCUACAAUGUACGAACAAGCCUCAGAGCGAUGGAGCCCGGUGCAGAGCAUGGAAAAGGUCCUUCUUAGCGUUAUCUCGAUGCUAGCUGAGCCAAACCUCGAGAGUGGCGCAAAUAUCGACUGCUGCAAGCUUUACCGAGACAAUCGUCCCGAAUACGAACGUCUCGUACGAGAAUCCAUCAGAGAACAACUAGGGGUGUAAUAUUGCACAGUUUUGAAGGUGGUUCUUCGCCACGUAAAGCUACUAUUCGUAAUAUGUGGUACUUUAGGAAUUAUAAAGGGCUGUACUUUGGGAAUAUGUCGAACAAAGGGGAAGAAACCAAGAUCCAAGAUCGAUCCACACACACACACACACCAUCACCAUU
Molecule: messenger RNA, 782 nt
Organism: Guyanagaster necrorhizus
Lineage: Eukaryota; Fungi; Basidiomycota; Agaricomycetes; Agaricales; Physalacriaceae
Product: ubiquitin-conjugating enzyme
Exons: 8
Coding region: 98-619 (173 amino acids)
Source: RefSeq, a predicted model, not a curated record